Austrofundulus limnaeus is the source of this 515-nucleotide messenger RNA. RefSeq names its product ubiquitin-conjugating enzyme E2Ib (gene ube2ib). The record is from RefSeq and is a predicted model, not a curated record. Lineage: Eukaryota; Metazoa; Chordata; Actinopteri; Cyprinodontiformes; Rivulidae.
AACAAAGCCGGAAGUGAUGGAGGGAUAACUGUUUCACUUCGCUGUUUUUUUUUGGCUCGAUUCGGAGCGGUUGGUUUUUCCGGAGGGAAACUUUACAAGGUUUAACGGGAUUCAAGCACGUCUACUUCAUUUCGUUUAAUUAGCAAAGACAGUACAACCACACUGAGAGGAGUUCAAAAACCAUGUCAGGCAUUGCAUUGAGCCGGCUUGCCCAGGAGCGCAAAGCAUGGCGGAAGGACCAUCCUUUUGGAUUUGUAGCUGUACCAACAAAAAAUCCAGAUGGAACUAUGAACCUUAUGAACUGGGAAUGUGCUAUUCCUGGCAAAAAGGGGACUCCGUGGGAAGGAGGUCUGUUCAAACUUCGCAUGUUGUUCAAGGAUGAUUACCCUUCCUCGCCUCCAAAAUGUAAAUUUGAGCCUCCUCUCUUCCAUCCGAACGUGUAUCCAUCAGGCACAGUAUGCCUAUCUAUUCUAGAGGAGGACAAGGACUGGAGACCGGCCAUCACAAUAAAGCAG